Molecule: messenger RNA, 3534 nt
Organism: Macrosteles quadrilineatus (aster leafhopper)
Lineage: Eukaryota; Metazoa; Arthropoda; Insecta; Hemiptera; Cicadellidae
Product: vacuolar protein sorting-associated protein 51 homolog
Exons: 15
Coding region: 43-2223 (726 amino acids)
Biological process (GO): retrograde transport, endosome to Golgi; lysosomal transport; Golgi vesicle transport
Cellular component (GO): membrane; EARP complex; GARP complex
Source: RefSeq, a predicted model, not a curated record
ACAUAUUAUCCAACUUUUAUUUAUUUUAAAAGUAAGCUAAAGAUGGCUGAUAAAGGCCACGAUUCAAAAGUUAAAAGUGAGGGAAAUCCAUACGAUUUAGAUGGCCAACAGUUUAAUCCAGACAUAUACAUGCAAAAACUUUUAAAGGAGUACAAUCUUCAGCAGAUAAUGGAUCAUGAGACAGACGUUGUCAAAGACACUCUUACCCUUCACUCCGAUAUGCAGACUCUGGUGUAUGAAAAUUACAACAAGUUUAUUUCAGCCACUGACACAGUCAGGAAGAUGAAAACAGAUUUUAAGAAAAUGGAGGAUGAAAUGGACUUGCUAGCAAAGAAUAUGGACUCUAUCACAUCGUUUUCCGAGUUGAUCUCUUCAACAUUGCAGGAUUCUAGACAACAAAUAGCUCGAUUGUCUGGGAUUCAUUCUCUUCUCAAACGUCUACAAUUCCUAUUUAAAUUGCCAACAAAACUAAAAGCAUUAAUGGAGGAAGAAAAUUAUGCAGAGGCAGUUCAAGACUACUUACACACACAGCGAGUACUGGAACAGUAUGGGAAUUUGGAGAGUUUCCAAGGAAUACAAAGGGAAUGCAAUGAUAUCCUGGACCAACUGAAGGAGCGACUCCGAUCGCAGUUCAAGAGCAAAGACGCCACUGCCAAGGAACUGGCCGAAAGUGUUGACCUUUUGCUUCAGUUGGAUGAACCAGCGGAAUCUUUGUGUUCAGAGUUUUUGGCACAUGCAAAGACAAGACUUCAGGAUCAGCUGACGUUGCUAAAAGAUACUCCAUGUCAGGACCUUAUCGAGUUCAUUGACCUGGGUAGCAAUGGUUUCCUGAGUGAUCUGUGUUUUGUAGUCACCUCCUACAAUGACAUGUUCAUCAACCGGCCUGCGUGUUGUGACACUGAAGCUGGUGGCAAAUUGAGCCAGUUUGUGUUUGACAACAUGCAUCAAUACCUGGACCUGGUACAAAGUCAUAUAGAGAGUCAACAAGAUGGAGGAGAUUCUGCCAUCUUGGUCCGGGCGUUGGAUAGGUUCUACCGUAGAUUGACAGCUGUAAACUCACUCUUCGACGACGACGACUUUGUCAAUGCGGGAAUGGAGCUAGUAAUGCGAGCUGCACGAAGACAAUGUCGGAUGCAUCUCCACGCGCUCAAGUCACAGCUGACAGACAGUCUGUCACACGUGAGACAAGCAUUGGCCGCUCCAAGACUGGUGGUGACAGAUGCGGUGACACAGAAUGGAACAGAACUUGUCACCCAGCUGGUACUCGCCACUGUGGAGAAGGUUAAGGGAGUCUUGCAGGACUUGUUGGUGUUUAUUCAGCCUGACUUGGCGUUUGCUGCCAAACCCAAGUUCCUGGAAGCUUUCUGCAUAGACUCAGUGAGAGAAGGACUUGUGGUGGGUUUCAUACAUCACCUCACGGCCACUGCUCGGUCAUUCUGCUCAGCAAACGUACCUUCACUCCCGCUACUGCUCAUCUUGUCCAAAACAUGCCUGGAGUUUGAAGCCACCAACAUUCACUACCUCCUGAGUCUGACAGAUGAGUGGUUCAGCACUGACGGAGGCUCGGCUCUGCUGACCUCAGGUAAAGAGAUGUGUGCUGGGACGAGACAAGCAGCACAGGAGCUACUCAACCACUAUGUACACAUGCAGGGUCUGGCUAUAUCACAGAUGUUGCGUAAGUCAGUGGAGACUAGAGAUUGGCUGCACAGUCUGGAGCCUCGUACAGUACGAGCCGUCAUGAAAAGGAUCAUGGAGGAAAUGGCGACCAUCGACUCCCAGGUAGGCAUGUUGUUUGAGGAGGGAUCGCACACAGAGCGUAGCUCCGACUCAUCACACAAGACUCACUCUCGUCUUCAUCGCAGCACAGCCAGUAACUGGUCGAGUCACUCUCUAGCAGCCAGCCAUAUACACAAGUUGUUCUCUGAGCGGAUCGAGAUCUUUGCCCCUGUUCAGUUUAACAAAGUUUCUAUUUUAACUGGAGUGAUCAAGAUCAGCCUAAAGACUCUACUAGAGUGUAUUCGUCUCAAGACAUUCUCCAAGUAUGGUCUUCAACAGAUCCAAGUGGAUUCUCACUACUUGCAGCUCUAUCUUUGGAGAUACGUGGCGGACGAGAACCUUAUUCAGUUCCUACUUGAUGAGAUUCUCAGCAGUGCUGUUCACCGAUGUUUAGACCCUGUAUUGAUGGAGCCAAGCGUGGUAGACAUUAUUUGUGAGAGAGGUUAGAAAGCAGUUCUGAAAUCUCUCUAGGGGUAAUGCAAUGUAAAAAGUAUUAAGAUUAAGAGUGUUUUCUUUGUUGAUUUUUACUAGGGAUGGACGGGUCCCGAAAUUUCGGGAAUUUUUCGGGAAAAAAAUAUUCCCGAUUAUCGGGACGGGAUUACAUUUGACUCGGGAAUUUUUCGGGACGGGAUUUGGUCCGAUCGUCGGCAAUUUUUCCGCUUCGCGAGUGCCGAUAACGCCGUUAUUGCGAGCGAUAGGUCCGCGAACGCAGGAGACGAAGUCAUACCGACGAUCGCGCCGUGACCGCGGAGUCCUACGGACGAUCGCGCCGUGACCGCGAGUCAUACCGACGAUCGCGCCGUGACCGCGAGUCAUGACGACGAUCGCGCCGUGACCGCGGAGUUAUACCGACGAUCGCGCCAUGACCGCGAGGUCCUACCGACGAUCGCGCCGUGACCGCGAGUCAUGACGACGAUCGCGUCGUGACCGCGAGUCAUACCGACGAUCGCGCCGUGAUCGCGAGUCAUGACGACGAUCUCGCCGUGACCGUGAGUCAUACAGACGAUAACCCCGUGACCCGCGAGUCACAAGUUACUAUAGGUACCUGGAAAUUGUUACCCAUUUUUUGGUUUUUAUAGAUCAGUGCCACAAAUGGUAAAAAUUGAUUUCAUAUGUCUUUUUUUGGUAACUGCAAUACAGUACUUUCUUUUUAUGCACGGAAAAAAAUCCCGUCCCGUCCCGAAAAUCGGGAAGGAAAUAAAAAUCCCGUCCCGUCCCGUCCCGAACUAAAAAUUCAAUCCCGUCCAUCCCUAAUUUUUACUAUUCACAUUCUGUAUAUUUGUUAUAUUAUGCAAUAUUUGUUACAUUUUAAUCGUAUUAUACCGGGUGUCCGAAAAAUAACUCCCUAGUUUUGAUAAACGAUUGUUUAUUGUAGAGAAUACAUAUUCUUAUAUCUAAUACAUGAAAUUAAAGAGGGUUUACUCAAGUUUAUUUUGACAUUAGUACACCUCGAUGUGUGACCCAUUUGUAGCUCUACAGAUAUCUAACCGGUAUUCGAUCUCUCUCCAAGUGUUAGUUAACAUAUCAGGUGUCACUGAUUCUACUGCAGCUACGAUUCUUUGACGAAGAUGGUCAAUGUCACGUAUCUUUUCUGAAUAAACCAAUUUCUUAACGUAACCCCACAGGAAAAAAUCCAGUGGUGUUAUGUCUGGGCUUCUUGGAGGCCACGCUAUCGGGCCAGCUCUCCCCAUCCAUCUUGCCGGGAAACCGAAAGGGCCUCCAAGAAGCCCAGACAUAACACCACUGGAUUUUUUCAUG